AUGAGUGUGGGGGCCAUCAAGGCUGCUGUGGAGGUCGCCAACCCUGGCUCCUUCAUCUUUGUCUUCUCGGAUGCCCGUGCCAAGGACUAUCACAAAACAGAGGAGGUGGUACAGCUCCUGCAGCUGAAACAGUCACAGGUUGUCUUUGUGCUGACGGGGGACUGUGGUGACCGCACCCAUCCUGGGUACCUGGCCUACGAGGAGAUUGCUGCUACCAGCUCAGGGCAGGUGUUCCACCUGGACAAGCAGCAAGUGACAGAGGUACUGAAGUGGGUGGAGUCAGCAAUCCAAGCCUCCAAGGUGCACCUGUUAUUCACGGACCAAGAGCAAGAGGGCGAGCACACGUGGAGACUCCCCUUUGACCCCAGCCUGAAGGAGGUCACCGUCUCAUUGAGUGGGCCAGGGCCUGAGAUCGAAGUCAGAGACCCGUUGGGAAAGAUCCUGCAGAAGGAUGAAGGCCUCAACGUACUCCUCAACAUCCCUGACUCGGCCAAGGUUGUGGCUUUUAAGCCUGAGCACCCUGGGCUGUGGUCCAUCAAGGUCUAUAGCAGCGGCCGCCACUCGGUGAGAAUCACGGGCAUCAGCAGCAUCGACUUCCGGGCUGGCUUCUCCACGCAGCCCUCUCUGGACCUCAACCACACCAUCGAGUGGCCCUUGCAAGGGGUGCCUAUCUCCCUGGUGAUCAACUCCACGGGCCUGCAGGCACCUGGCCGCCUAGACUCGGUGGAGCUCUCACACAGCUCGGGGCGGCCCCUCCUGACUUUGCCCGUGAGAUCCCUCUCCAAUGGAUCCACCCAUCAGCUGUGGGGCGGGCCACCCUUCCUCGCCCCCAAGGAGCGCUUCUACCUCAAGGUGAAAGGCGAGGACCACGAGGGAAAUCCCCUCCUUCGUGUCUCUGGAGUUUCUUACAGUGAGGUGGCCCCAGGCGCCCCCCUGGUCAGCAUGCCCCCCAGGAUCCACGGCUACCUGCACCAGCCCCUGCUCGUCUCCUGCUCUGUGCACAGCGCCCUCCCCUUCCGGCUACAGCUGCAGCGGGAUGGAGCCAGGCUGGGCGAGGAGAGGCAUUUACAGGAGUCAGGAAACAGCAGCUGGGAGAUCCCGCGGGCCUCCAAGGCCGAGGAAGGCACGUACGAGUGUAUGGCGGCCAGCAGGGCUGGCACUGGACGAGCGAAGGCCCAGCUCGUCGUCACAGACCCCCCACCGCAGCUGGUCCCUGCCCCCAACGUGACCGUGUCCCUGGGGGAGACUGCCAUCCUGUCCUGCCAGGUCCUCGGUGAGGCCCCCUACAACCUCACAUGGGUCCGGGACUGGCGAGUCCUGCCGGCUUCGACGGGCCGAGUCACCCAACUGGCCAACCUGUCCCUGGAGGUCAGCGGCGUUGUCUCUAGUGACAGCGGGAGGUACCAGUGUGUGGCCAGCAAUGCCAACGGAGUCACAAGGGCAUCUGUCUGGCUCCUGGUGCGAGAGGCCCCACAGGUCAGCAUCCACACCAGGUCCCAGCGCUUCUCUCAGGGUGUGGAAGUGAAGGUCACCUGCUCAGCGUCUGGGUACCCCCCACCCCACAUUUCCUGGAGCCGUGAGGGCCGUGCCUUGCAAGAGGACAGCAGAAUCCGUGUGGAUGCCCAGGGGAUUCUGAUCAUUCAGGGCCUAGCCCCAGAGGAUGCUGGGAAUUACAGCUGCCAAGCUGCUAAUGAGGUUGGCACAGACGAGGAGACAGUCACCCUCUACUAUGCAGACCCACCAGCCAUCUCUGCCAAAAAUGCCGUGGUGUUGGCUGCUGUCGGGGAGGAGGCUGUGCUGGUGUGUGAGGCAUCCGGGGUCCCCCAGCCUCGGGUCAUCUGGUAUCGAGGGGGUCUUGAAAUGAUUCUCGCCCCUGAGGGCUCCAGCUCUGGGACGCUGCGGAUCCCGGCGGCUCAGGAGAGGGAUGCUGGCGUCUACACCUGCCGGGCUGUCAAUGAGCUGGGUGACGCCUCUGCAGAAAUCCAUCUGGAGGUUGGACAUGCGCCCCGGCUGACAGAGCUGCCUCGGGAUGUCACCGUGAUGCUGGGGAGGAGCGCUCUCCUGGCGUGCCGGGCCACGGGCCGCCCACCCCCAAUGGUCACCUGGCACCGCAGAGACGGCCAGCCACUAAGGCCCCGGCAGGGCAGCAGGGCUGGGCAGCCCGAUUCAGGACUGCUGUUCAUUGAAAGAACAUUGGUUUAUGAAAUUGAUUUGUUUAUAAAAGUGCCGCCUAGAAUCCAUCCCACUGCCACCCACUACGUCACCAAUGAAGGGGUUCCAGCCUCUCUCCCCUGCGUCGCCUCAGGAGUUCCCACCCCCACCAUCACCUGGACCAAGGAAACCAAUGCCCUGACCUCCAGGGGUCCCCACUACAAUGUGAGUAAGGACGGCACCCUGGUCAUCACCCAGCCGUCCACCCAGGAUGCAGGGGCCUAUGUCUGCACCGCCACCAAUGCUGUGGGCUUCUCUAGUCAAGAAAUGCGGCUUUCUGUCAACACCAAGCCCAGGAUCAAGGUGAACGGGUCACAUGAUGCAGACGUGCCUCUGAGAGUCACAGCAAAGGCUGGUGAAGAGGUGACCCUGGAAUGUGAGGCCCAGGGCUCCCCAACCCCACUGGUCACCUGGACGAAGGACUCCCGCCCUGUGCCGCCUGUCACUGACAGGCAUGGCCUCCUCCCAUCGGGCUCCCUGCGUCUGGCCCAGGGCCAGGUGGGUGACAGUGGCCAUUACGAGUGCACAGCCAGUAACCCUGCGGGGUCCACCUCCCGUCGCUACAUCCUCAGGGUGCAAGUCCCCCCUCAGGUGCAGCCGGGUCCUCGGGUCCUGACGGUGCUGGCAGGAGAAGCUCUAGAUCUGAACUGUGUGGCUGAGGGCAGCCCCGCGCCCCGGCUGAGUUGGUCCAAGGAUGGGGUGACCCUGUCGGGCGAAGGGCCUGAGGGCUCCAUUCACUUCUCAGACAUCAAGACGCCCGACGCUGGGAUGUAUCGCUGCGAGGCCUCCAACAGUGCCGGGGUGGAUGCUUGGGCGCUGGAGCUCAGGGUGCUGGAGCCACCGCACUGGGGGGCUGAUGAGACCAGUGGCCUGCUGGAGAGAGUGGCCGGACAGAACGCCAGCCUGCCGUGCCCUGCCAGAGGGACACCCAGGCCACAGAUCACCUGGAGGAAGGGCCCAUCCUCGGAUCCCCUGCAUGGCCGUCCAGGUGUGGCAGUGCUGGAUGAAGGGUCUCUGUUCCUGGCCUCUGUCUCGCCCACAGACAGUGGAGACUAUGAGUGUCAGGCCACCAAUGAGGCGGGCUCUGCGUCCAGGAGAGCCAAGCUGGUGGUCUAUGUGCCCCCCAGCAUCCGGGAGGACGGACACAAGUCCAAUGUGUCGGGCAUGGCCGGGCAGCCCCUGACGCUGGAGUGUGACGCGAAUGGCUUUCCAGCCCCCGAGAUCGUGUGGCUCAAGGAUGGGCAGUUGAUCCCCGAGGUAGGAAGCCACCACCUCCUGGAUGGGGCCCGGUCCCUCCACUUCCCCAGGAUCCAGGAGGGUGAUUCUGGCCUCUACUCCUGCCGGGCGGAGAACCAGGCCGGGACAGCCCAGAGGGACUUCAAUCUCCUUGUGUUCACCCCUCCUUCUGUGCUGGGAGCUGGGGCCGCCCAGGAGGUGCUAGGCCUGGCUGGUGCAGACGUGGAGCUGCAGUGUCAGACCUUGGGGGUCCCUACGCCGCAGGUGGAGUGGACCAAGGACAGGCAGCCUGUCCUUCCGGGAGACCCUCACCUCCAGCUCCAGGAGGACGGCCACGUUCUCAGAAUCGCCAGCAGUCAUUUGGGGGACGAGGGGCGGUACCAGUGUGUGGCCUUCAGCCCCGCCGGCCAGCAGGCCAGGGACUUCCAGCUCAGAGUCCACUCACCCCCCACCAUCUGGGGCUCCAAUGAGACAGGAGAGGUGGCUGUCAUGGAGGGCCACCCGGUGCGGUUCCUGUGUGAGGCCCGAGGAGUUCCCACCCCUAACAUCACCUGGCAAAAGGAUGGGGCCCUGCUCCCCCCCAGCGCUGAGGUGGUCUAUGCCAGGGGUGGUCGGCAGCUGCAGCUGGGGAGGGCCCAGGGCUCGGACACCGGCAUCUAUACCUGCAAGGCCAGCAACGCUGUGGGGACCACAGAGAAGGCCACCAGGCUGGAGGUUUACGUCCCACCCAUCAUCGAGGGUGCUGGUGGAGGACCCUACGUGGUGAAGGCUGUGGCCGGGAGACCCGUGGAACUGGAGUGUGUGGCCACAGGCCACCCAACCCCCACCCUCUCCUGGUACCAUGAGGGGCUGCCCGUGGCAGAGAGCAACGGGACGUGGCUGGAGCCGGGCGGCGACGUGCUGCGGCUGGAGAGCCCAGGGGAGGCGUCCGGAGGCCUGUACAGCUGCGUGGCCAGCAGCCCUGCUGGGGAGGCUGUGCUCCUGUACUCCGUGGAGGUGCAGGUGCCCCCGCAGCUCCUGGUGGCUGAAGGCUCGGGCCAGGUGACGACCAUCGUGGGACAGCCCCUGGAACUUCCCUGCUGGGCCUCAGGCUCCCCGGUGCCCACCAUCCGGUGGCUGCAUAAUGGCCGCCCAGCAGAGGAGCUGGCCGGGGUGCAGGUGACCUCACAAGGGGCCACACUGCACAUUGACCGUGUGGAGCUGGCCCACGCAGGCCUCUUCGCCUGCCAGGCUACCAACGAGGCAGGCACUGCCGGGGCCGAGGUGGAGGUGUCUGUGCAUGAGCUCCCAUCCGUCAUCAUCAUCGGGGGUGAGAACAUCACAGCCCCUUUCCUGCAGCCUUUGACCCUCCAGUGUGUAGGGGCUGGGGUGCCUACCCCAAGCCUCCGCUGGUGGAAGAAUGGGAUGGCCCUGGCAGCCUCAGGGGGGAAACUGCAGAUUGAAAAGGUGGACCUGAGGGACGAAGGCGUCUACACUUGUGCCGCCACUAACCUGGCUGGGGAGAGCAAGAGGGACGUGGCGCUAAAGGUUUUGGUGCCCCCCAACAUUGAGCCAGGGCCAGUCAACAAGGCAGUGCUGGAAAAUGCCUCAGUGACCUUGGAGUGUCUGGCUUCGGGCGUGCCCCCUCCUGAUGUCUCCUGGUUCAAGGGCCUCCAGCCUGUCUCUGCCCAGAUGGGAGUGGCAGUGUCAGCUGAUGGGAGAGUUCUGCGCAUUGAGCGAGCUGGGCUGUCCAAUGCUGGGAGCUACCGCUGUGUGGCCUCCAAUGUGGCAGGCAGCACGGAGCUGCGGUUUGGCCUGCGGGUCAAUGUGCCACCGCGAAUCACACUGCCGCCCAGCCUGCCAGGCCCCGUGCUUCUCAACGCCCCCGUCCGGCUGACCUGUAAUGCCACUGGGGCCCCCAGCCCCACACUGAUGUGGCUGAAGGAUGGAAACCCUGUGUCCAUGGCAGGGACCCCCGGCUUCCAGGUCUUCCCUGGGGGCCGGGUCCUCACCUUGGCCAGUGCCCGGGCCUCCGACUCUGGCAGCUACUCCUGCGUGGCUGUAAAUGCAGUGGGCGAGGACCGCCGGGAUGUCAUCCUACAAGUGCACAUGCCCCCGAGCAUCCUCGGAGAAGAGCUGAACGUGUCCAUCGUGGCUAACGAGUCAGUGGCCCUGGAGUGCCAGAGCCACGCCGUGCCCCUUCCCGUGCUGAGCUGGCGGAAGGACGGGCAGCCCCUGGAGCUGCGCCCGGGGGUCCGCCUCUCCGCAGACAAGGCCUUGCUGGAGGUGGACAGGGCGGAGGUGUGGGACACAGGCCGCUACACCUGUGAGGCCCUGAACCAGGUGGGCCGCUCGGAGAAACACUACAACCUGAAUGUCUGGGUUGCUCCAGUGUUCCCCUCAAGGGAGCCCCGCACCCUGACCGUGAGCGAGGGGCACCCUGCCAGGCUGUCCUGCGAAUGCCGGGGCAUCCCCUUCCCCAAGAUCUCCUGGAGGAAGGACGGUCAGCCACUGCCUGGGGAGGGGGCCGGCCUCGAACACGUGUCAGCUGUGGGGAGGCUGCUGUACCUGGGACAGGCCCAGCCAGCCCAGGAGGGAACAUACACCUGUGAGUGCAGCAACGUGGCGGGGACCAGCAGCCAGGACCAGCAGCUGGAGGUGCACGUUCCCCCUCAGACUGCUGGCCCCCGGGAGCCCCCCACACAGGUCUCUGUGGUCCAGGAUGGGGAGGCCACCCUGGAGUGCAACGCCACCGGGAAACCCCGGCCAACAGUGACCUGGGAGCGGAACGGCCACCCCGUGGGGGCCGAGCCUGGCCUGCGGCUGCAGAACCAGGGCCAGAGCCUGCGUGUGGAGCGGGCACAGGCUGCCCACGCCGGACACUACACCUGCGUGGCUGAGAACGUGGCCGGGAGGGCGGAGAGGAGGUUUGCAGUCUCCGUGCUGGUGCCCCCAGAGUUCCUUGGAGACUUGGACCCACUGACCAACAUCACUGUUGCCUUGAACAGCCCCUUGACGCUACUCUGUGAAGCCACGGGGAUCCCCCCCCCGGCGGUCCGCUGGUUCCGAGGGGAGGAGCCCAUCAGCCCCAGGGAGGACACCUACUUCUUGGCGGGUGGCUGGAUGCUGAAGAUGACUCAGGCCCAGGAGCGAGACAGAGGUCUCUACUCGUGCCUGGCAAGCAACGAGGCUGGGGAAGUGCGGAGGAACUUCAGCGUGGAGGUCCUGGUUCCUCCCAGUAUUGAGAAUGAGGAUCUGGACGAGGUGAUCAAGGUCCCUGAGGGACACACUGCACACCUGACAUGUAACGCCACAGGCUACCCACAGCCCAAGGUUACGUGGUUCAAAGACGGCCGGCCCCUGGCUGGGGGAGACGCCCACCACAUCUCCCCAGAUGGAGCCUUCCUGCAGGUCCUCCAGGCCAACCUGUCCAGUGCUGGCCACUACUCCUGCAUCGCAGCCAACGCCGUGGGGGAGAAGACAAAACACUCCCAGCUUAGCGUCCUGGUCGUCCCCACCAUCCUGGGAGUGACCGAGGACAGUGCAGACGAGGAGGUGACCGUGACCAUCAACAACCCCAUUUCUCUGAUCUGCGAGGCGCUGGCCUUCCCUUCCCCCCAGAUCACCUGGAUGAAGGACGGGGCCCCUUUUGAGGCCUCCAAGAACAUCCAGCUGCUCCCAGGUACCCAUGGGCUGCAGAUCCUGAAUGCCCAGAAGGAAGAUGCCGGCCAGUACACCUGUGUGGUCACCAAUGAGCUCGGGGAGGCCAUGAAGAACUACCACGUGGAAGUCCUCAUCCCACCUUCCAUCUCCAAAGAUGACUCCUUGGGGGAGGUCAGCGUGAAGGAAGUAAAGACCAAGGUCAACAGCACCUUGACCCUGGAGUGUGAGUGCUGGGCUGUGCCCCCACCCACCAUCAGCUGGUACAAGGACGGACAGCCUGUGACCCCCAACCAGCGGCUCCACAUCCUGGGGGAAGGGCGACUGCUCCAGAUCCAGCCCACGCAGGUGUCAGAUUCAGGACGCUACCUGUGCGUGGCCACCAAUGUAGCUGGUGAGGACGACCAGGACUUCACCGUGCUCAUCCAGGUGCCCCCCAUGUUCCAGAAGAUGGGCAACACCAGUGCAGCCUUCGAGCUCUUGUCCCAGGAGGAGGAAGUUCGGGGCGGGGUGACAGAAUAUCGGGAGAUCGUGGAGAACAACCCGGCCUACCUGUACUGCGACACCAAUGCGGUCCCACCCCCGGAGCUCACCUGGUACAGGGAGGAUCAGCCCCUCUCAGCCACGGAUGGGGUGUCUGUGCUGCAAGGAGGCCGGGUCCUGCAGAUCCCCCUGGCCCGAGCGGAGGAUGCUGGCAGGUACUCGUGCAAGGCCUCCAACGAGGUGGGCGAGGACUGGCUGCACUACGAGCUGCUGGUGCUGACCCCACCUGUGAUCUUGGGUGACACUGAGGAGCUGGUGGAGGAAGUGACCGUCAAUGCCAGCAGUACCGUCAGCCUGCAGUGCCCGGCCCUGGGCAACCCCGAACCCACCAUCUCGUGGCUCCAGAAUGGGUUGCCCUUCUCCCCGAGCCCACGGCUGCAGAUCCUGGAGGACGGGCAAGUGUUGCAGGUUUCCACUGCAGAGGUGGCCGACGCUGCCAGCUACAUGUGUGUGGCCGAGAACCAGGCGGGCUCUGCAGAGAAGCUCUUUACACUCAGAGUCCGAGUCCCACCACGAAUUGCAGGCCUGAACUCGGAGCAGGUCACCGCCAUCAUCAACAGCAGCAUCUCCCUCCCCUGUGACGUCCACGCUCACCCGAGUCCCGAGGUCAUGUGGUACAAGGACAGCCAGGCCCUCUCCCUGGGUGAAGAGGUCUUCCUCUUGCCUGGCACCCACACGCUCCAGCUGGCGCGAGCACAGCCAUCGGAUUCCGGGAUGUACAUGUGUGAAGCCCUCAAUGCUGCCGGCCGAGACCAGAAGCUAGUGCAGCUUAGCGUGCUGGCUCCCCCCACCUUUAGGCAGACUCCCAGCAGCCCCCAGGAUGUGGUCCUGGUGCGGGCCGGGGACAAGGCCAUCCUGAGUUGUGAGACAGACUCACUCCCCGAGCCGGUCGUGACCUGGUACAAAGAUGGGCAGCCCCUGGCCCUGGUGCAGAGGACCCAGGCUCUGCAGGGUGGGCAGAAGCUGGAGAUCCUGGACACACAGGUGUUGGAUAAAGGUGUGUAUAGCUGUAAAGUGAGCAACGCAGCCGGGGAGGCCAGGCGGACCUUCAUCCUCACUGUCCAGGUGCCCCCUACGUUUGGGAACCCCAAGACAGAGACAGUGAGUCAGGUGGCUGGUAGCCCCCUGGUCCUGGUCUGUGAUGUGUCCGGGGUCCCCGCGCCCACUGUUACUUGGCUGAAGGACAGAAUGCCGGUGGAGAGCAGCAUGGAGCAUGGCGUGGUCUCCCGGGGGGGCCGCCUCCAGCUGAGUCGCCUGCAGCUGGCCCAGGCUGGCACCUACACGUGCGUGGCCGAGAACGCCCAGGCCAAGGCCCGCAAGGACUUCGUGGUGGCCGUGCUGGUGGCCCCCCAGAUCCGGAGCUCGGGCGCCACACAGGAGCACAACGUGCUGGAGGGGCAGGAGGUGCGGCUGGACUGCGAGGCCGAGGGGCAGCCACCGCCAGAUGUGUCCUGGCUGAAAGACGGUGGCCCGCUGGGACAGGGCAUGGGCCCCCACCUCCGCUUCUACCUGGAUGGUGGCUCCCUGGUGCUGAAGGGCCUCAGGGCUUCGGACUCUGGCGCCUACACCUGCGUGGCCCACAACACCGCCGGGGAGGACGCCAGGCUGCACACGGUGAACGUGCUGGUUCCUCCCACCAUCGAGCAGGCAGCAGACAGCUCGGGGACGCUGGUGAGCAGGCCUGGGGAGCUGGUGAGCAUGGCCUGUCCCACCCGGGGCUCCCCGCCCAUUCACGUGAGCUGGCUCAAGGAUGGCCUACCCCUUCCGCUCUCCCAGCGCACACACCUCCAUGGCUCUGGCCGCACCCUCAGGAUUUCCCAGGUGCAGUUGGCAGAUUCCGGCGUCUUCACCUGCGUGGCUGCAAGCCCGGCUGGGGUGGCCGACAGGAACUUCACCUUGCAGGUGCACGCGCCACCUGUCCUGGAGCCAGUGGAGUUCCAGAAUGAUGUGAUGGUGGUCCGUGGCUCCCGGGUGGUCCUGCCAUGUGAGGCCCGCGGCAGCCCCCUGCCUCUCGUCCCCCUGCCUCUCGUGUCGUGGAGGAAGGAUGGGGAGCCCUUGUUGCCCCAGAGCCUUGAGCAGGGGCCUGGCCUGCAGCUGGAGAGAGUGGGAGCUAGUGACUCGGGGGCCUACUCCUGCGUGGCCGUGAACGAGGCGGGGGAGGCGAGGCGGCACUUCCAGCUGAGCGUGAUGGAUCCCCCCCACAUCGAGGACUCAGGCCAGCCUGUGGAGCUGUUGCUGACCCCCGGUGCCCCCAUGGAGCUCCUCUGUGAUGCCCGGGGCACUCCCCAGCCCAACAUCACCUGGCAUAAGGAUGGGCAGGCCCUGAGCAGGCCGGAGGACCAUGGCAGAGCCGGGCGGGUGCUCCGGGUGGAGGGUGUGCAGGUGGGCGAUUCUGGGCUGUACACUUGCCUGGCUGAGAGCCCUGCAGGUGAAGUCGAGAAGAGCUUCUGGGUCAGGGUUCAAGGCCCCCCAAAUGUUGUCGGGCCCCAAGGCCCCCGCUCCGUGGUUGGCCUGGCCCCAGGGCAGCUGGUCCUGGAGUGCUCGGUAGAGGCAGAGCCAGCGCCUGAGAUCGAGUGGCACCGAGACGGCAUCCUGCUGCAGGCAGAUGCCCACACACAGUUCCCGGAGCAGGGCAGGUUCCUCCAGCUGCAGGCGCUGAGCACGGCAGAUGGCGGUGACUACAGCUGCACAGCCCGCAACGCCGCGGGCAGCACCAGCGUGGCCUUCCGCGUGCGAAUCCACAUGGCGCCCACCAUCCGCCCGGGCCCACCUGCGGUGAACGCCUCGGUGAACCAGAUGGCCCUGCUGCCCUGCCAGGCCGACGGUGUGCCCCCGCCACUCCUGAACUGGAGGAAGGACGGGGCCCCCCUGGACCCUGGGAGCCCCAGGUUGGAGGUCCUGCCAGAGGGUUCCCUGAGGAUCCAGCCAGUCCUUGCCCAGGAUGCCGGGCACUACGUCUGCCUGGCGUCCAAUUCUGCUGGCUCCGAUCGGCAAGGACGUGACCUCCAGGUCUUUGAGCCUCCAGCCAUUGCCCCCAGCCCCUCCAACCUGACCCUGACCGCCCACACACCAGCAUCACUGCCCUGUGAGGCCAGCGGCUCCCCCAAGCCCCUGGUGGUCUGGUGGAAGGACGGACAGAAGCUGGACUUCCACCUGCAGCAGGGCCCCUACCGGCUCCUGCCCUCCAACGCCCUGCUGCUCACAGCCCCCAGCCUGCAGGACUCAGCCCUGUUUGAGUGCGUGGUGAGCAAUGAGGUGGGAGAGGCUCGCAGGCUCUACCAGGUGACUGUUCACGUGCCUCCCACCAUUGCUGAUGACCAGACGGACUUCACUGUGACCAAGAUGGCACCCGUGGUCCUCACGUGCCACAGCAUGGGCAUGCCAGUGCCAGCUGUGUCCUGGAGCAAGGCAGGCACACGGCUGGGGGUGCGGGGGAGCGGCUACCGUGUUUCGCCCUCGGGUGCCCUGGAGAUUGGGCAGGCCCUCCCCAUCCACUCUGGCCGCUACACCUGUACAGCCCGCAACUCCGCGGGUGUGGCCCACAAGCACGUGGUCCUCACUGUGCAGGCCUCCCCCGUGGUGAAGCCGCUGCCCACUGUGGUUCGGGCAGUGGCAGAGGAGGAGGUGCUGCUGCCCUGCGAGGCCCUGGGCAUACCCCGGCCAACCAUCACCUGGCAGAAAGAAGGGCUCAGCGUCCCUGCAGGAGUGAGUACCUGGGUCCUACCCAGCGGACAGCUGCGGAUUAGCCACGCUAGCCCAGAGGAUGCUGGAAACUAUUUUUGCAUCGCCCAGAACAGCGCGGGCAGCGCCAUGGGGAAAACGCGACUGGUGGUACAAGUCCCUCCUGUGAUUGAGACCAGCCUCCCUGACCUGUCCGCCAUCGAAGGCUCCCAUGCCCUCUUGCCCUGCACGGCCAGGGGCAGUCCCGAGCCAGACAUCGCCUGGGAGAAGGACGGCCAGCCUGUGUCUGGAGCCCAGGGGAAGUUCACCAUCCAGCCUUCUGGGGAGCUGCUGGUGACAAACUCGGAGGGCCAGGAUGCGGGCACCUACACCUGCACUGCUGAGAACGCCGUGGGCCGGGCCCGCCGCCGUGUGCACCUCACCAUCCUGGCACUGCCAGUGUUCACCACCCUGCCUGGGGACCACAGCCUGCACCUCGGGGACAGGCUGUGGCUUCGCUGUGCAGCCCGGGGCAGCCCCACGCCCCGAAUUGGCUGGACUAUCAACAACCGGCCAGUUACAGAGGGCGUGUCUGAACAGGAUGGGGGCAGCACGCUGCAGCGGGCAGUGGUCACCAGAGAGGACAGCGGGACCUAUGUCUGCUGGGCCGAGAACAGAGUGGGCCGUGUGCAGGUGGUCAGCUUUGUCCACGUGAAGGAGGCUCCUGUCCUACAAGGGGAAGCUUUCUCCUACCUGGUGGAACCAGUGGGGGGCAGUGUCCGGCUAGACUGUGUGGCCCAUGGAGACCCAGCGCCUGACAUCCGCUGGCUCAAAGACGGCCUUCCACUGCGGGGCAGCCGUCUCCGCCUCCAGCUGCACAAUGGCUCGCUGACCAUCCCCAGGACCGAG
Molecule: messenger RNA, 12198 nt
Organism: Galeopterus variegatus (Sunda flying lemur)
Lineage: Eukaryota; Metazoa; Chordata; Mammalia; Dermoptera; Cynocephalidae
Product: hemicentin-2-like
Exons: 81
Biological process (GO): homophilic cell-cell adhesion; synapse organization
Cellular component (GO): neuronal cell body; axon; plasma membrane
Molecular function (GO): axon guidance receptor activity
Source: RefSeq, a predicted model, not a curated record